Messenger RNA from Scophthalmus maximus (turbot), 4178 nucleotides. RefSeq names its product ectonucleotide pyrophosphatase/phosphodiesterase 5 (gene enpp5). Bases 299 to 1759 code for a protein of 486 amino acids. The transcript is spliced from 4 exons. NCBI's taxonomy places the organism in Eukaryota, Metazoa, Chordata, Actinopteri, Pleuronectiformes, Scophthalmidae. The record is from RefSeq and is a predicted model, not a curated record.
AUCGGGACCUGUGCACUUGUGUUCGGGUGACGCAGCUCUUCGCGAGCCGAGGCAUGCACUCGCAGGACGCGCCGUGCAGCCCAGCCCGUUGUCUCCGUGCGGAUUGAGAUAGAUAUUGACCCGUCGGAAAAAAAAAGCAGCUGAGCAGAAACCCCCAGACCCGCCGCCGGUCAGCAAAGGCCGCCCGGGCCACCUCCUCCAGCCGCAGACCGAGUCCGGGCUGUUGUCUCUCGGCGAGCAGCGCGGGGGCGAGCCGGCGCAUAACUGAUCACGAGGUUGUGUCCUUGCACACCGCACUAUGCUGGGCCGAGGAGGCUGCAGUCCCCUGGUCUGCCUGGGGGCCCUGCUGCUGCUGCUGCCGCCUCCGGUCUCCCCCCAUAGCCUGAACCAGGGUGGGAGCAGCGGCCACGGUGCGAAGGACCGGCCCAAGCUGCUGCUGCUGUCCUUCGACGGCUUCCGCUGGGAUUACAUCCACCGGGUCCCGACGCCCAACUUCCACAGCAUCAUGGAUGAGGGGGUGAUGGUGGAGCAGGUGGAGAACACUUACAUCACCAAAACCUUCCCCAACCACUACAGCCUGGUGACGGGUCUGUACGCGGAGACGCACGGCAUCGUGGCCAACGAGAUGUACGACCCCGCUCUCAACCGCUCCUUCUCCAUGGAGACGGACAGUAUUUACGAGUCGCGGUGGUGGGAGGAGGCGGUGCCUCUCUGGGUGACCAUCCAGAAAGCCGGAGGGCGCAGCGGGGCGGCAAUGUGGCCUGGGUCCGACGUGAAGAUCCACGGCCUGUACCCCUCUCAGUUCCUCCCGUACAACGCCUCGGUCUCGUUCGAGACCAGAGUGGAGCGGAUCAUCGGGUGGUUCUCUGCGCCCAAAGAGGAGGCGGUGGACUUUGCAGUCCUGUACUGGGAGGAGCCCGAUGAGAGCGGGCACCUCCUGGGGCCUCAGAGCUCCCUCAUGGACGCGGUCAUCGUCGAUAUCGACGAGAAGCUCGGCUUCCUCACGAACGAGCUGAAGAAGGCCGGGCUGUACGAGAAAGUGAACCUGAUAGUGACCAGUGACCACGGGAUGACGCAGCUCUUCACUGAUAACAUCAUCGAACUGGAUGAGUAUGUCAGCAGGGACCUGUACACCUGGGUGGACAAGAGUCCAGUGGUGGCAAUACUGCCCAACGAAGGGAAGCUUGACGAGGUGUACAACAAGCUGGCGGACGCCAACCCCAACAUGGAGGUGCACAAGAAAGAAGAAAUCCCCGAGCAGUUCCACUAUCAGCACAACAUCAGGAUCAUGCCCAUCAUCCUGGAGGCCAAGGAGGGCUGGACCAUCAUGCAGAACAGGACCGGGCCCUUCAUGUUGGGUAACCACGGCUAUGACAACACCCUGCGCAGCAUGCAGCCCGUGUUCGCGGCCCGUGGGCCUGCCUUUCGCCAGAAUUACGUGAAAACCUUCAUGCGCUCGGUCGACCUCUACCCUCUCAUGUGCCAGAUCCUGUCCGUGCGCCCUCUGCCGAACAACGGCUCCCUCUCAAACGUUCAGGACCUGCUGUCCGCGGAGCCGGCCACGUCCGCGCCCAGCGUCCCCCCCAGGGUCAGCGGUUACUCCUACGCCCCCGUCGUGGGCUCCUUCCUCAGCGUGGUGAUGGUGCUGGGCUUCUUCGUGGUCUACGUCAGAGAGGUGACGCUCAAGCAGCUGCCCUCGCUCAAACACAGACGCAGGGAGAUGUCGCAGCCCCUGCUGCAAGAGGACUUGCACCUGUAGCUGCAGAAGCAGAAAGGAUGGCAGAUGUAAAAGAAGAGGAGGUACUGCUCCCCAAGGUAGUCCGCUCUGCCCAGAAGCUUCCCCUAAACGCCUCCUUUACACCUGUAAUCGCCAUCGUGGUGCUCUUUAGUUAGUCGGAGAGCAAGAGAACCGGAUCUGACCUCGCAAUCAUGUAGGGAGCUUUGCAAUGGAAAUGUGUAGGGUUUGCUUCUGGUGCAGGCACUUCAUAGUGGCUUUGCUUUGAUUGUGAAUUUUACCUAAUAUCAUCUCAUUGUUCUCAUUGUCACUUACAAAGUACAAAAACAACAACAAAAAAAGCUUAGAGUUGAGUUUUAACCACUGGCAAGUAUGAACCUUUGGUGGCCAAAACUGUGACUUGGUUAGUAUCAGGGUGUCAGUAUGCUCCAAAUGAAUUAGUUUGUUUGAAGACAAAAGUGCUUAUACUGAAUAGUCAUGGCGACUUAGCAUAAAAUAUUUAUAUAAAAUAUCAAAGAAAUAUUUAGGCCUGACUUUUAAGAUAUGUGUUUUAAUUGCAUGUCAAAUUUCUAUCUAUUUGGACUACACAGAUUAACAUAUACAAACCAAUAAACUAAAUAUGAUGCAUGUUUGUCAGUCAAACAAAUCAAACGAGACGGACAUUGAUUUAAUUGUUCCAAUAAACCCAAUGUGUUUUAAAUACACAAUAACCAAAUUUGUAUAUUUAUAAACAAUAAAUUCCUUUUUUUUUUAAUUCAUAAAGAUUGGGUUUAUGUAUUCAAUAUUAAUAUAGCCUAUUUAAAAAAAGGUCACAUUAAGUUUAUUAGUUCGUUUGUUAAACUUAUGCAAUCCAAUUGGAUGGAAAUCUUGAAUUAGGCCUAAAUAAUAAUGAGUCAGUAACAGCCGCACUCCCAGGCAGGGUGAAAACCGUAGAGAGGGUUGGAAGCAAUAAUAUAUUUUUUUUAAACGGUGAUACCUGCGCACAGUUUCAGACAAUCUUUCCUUGAUGGCAUUCAUAGCGUUGCACUCAUUCGUGCGCAGGAAAUGUAAGGGAAAAGAAGAAAAAAAGUAGCUUGAGGAGGAAGUUGAAAUCCUGCCUAAACUUUUGCGACCUGGCCCCCCACCCACCCAUCACAGUUUCGGUCAGGUACUUCUGGAACCACUUCUUUCGAAGUGUACUGACACCUGUACUUCAGGUAGAAGCAGCAGCGGCAGCGAUCUGGCCCCCAUUAGAUUUGCUAAGGUACAAGAGGAUCAAACGCCUUGUCAGUUAUUUUUUCCCCACCAAUUGCUCUACUUGAGGUUGCGAGCACUGAAUUAGCAGUUUCUUAAAUGCUGUGGUUGAGCGGGAGUAUUAGAAACUCCACUAUAGUCUCAGGCGAUUGGCUGGGCUCGGUGUUCUUCUUGAAUGUUACCUGGACGCGGACGCUCCAGCAAAGGCUCAGCCAUGUGUACCAGGCCACUGCUCACACGCGUAGGUCAUUCCAUGAGCCGGUCACGUGGCGACCUUGCUCUUUAGUAGUCAGUUACCAUUUGCCUUUUAACGUCAGCGGAGAGGAUCUCUCUAAUAUGUGCAAUCAUUUGUGUGUAAGUUGUGUUAUUGUAAUUUUUGUGUAGCAUUUGUGUUGGGGCAGGCAUUUUCUGUAUAGAUGACUGUGUACUAUACCCUCCUCCUCCUCCUAACACGUCGCCUGUCAUAUAACCAUUUGUGGGUGAAAUGUGAAGUGCAAUUGCUAUUAGUCAGUAUUUUGUCGUGGGGGAUUUCAAGGGGUUUUGCUGUUGCUCGGUUGAGAAGACUGUUCCUGUGUGAGAACUGUUCCCCUGAUUUGCACUAUACAGGACAGAACUGAAACAGCAUGAAGGGAUGCGUUUGAGCUCAUGUAUUAUUUGCACUCCUCAUUCGUAGUGGCUAUUUGAAACAAUAGAAGAAAAAAAAGUUAGGUGCCUCUUGCCAAAAAGCUUUUUCAUCAGCGAAACCAUAGAAAGUCGUGCAGAAUCCAAACCUGCCGGUAAAUUAUUAUAAUAUUAUUUUAAGAACAAAUUGGUUCAAUUUUCCUCUUAUGUUUUAAAACGCAUUGACUAAUACCUGUGCCCCAAAAAAUGACAGACAUCACUGUGAGAAAUUACUUUUUAACAAUAUUUAAAUUCAUGAAUUAAAUAAUUAAAUUUAUAAGCAAAUUGUUAAUUUUCUGAUAAUUGCCUUGUUUUAUGAAAGUGUUGUCUGAUGAGUUUUUUCCCCCCUGCAGAGAAAUUAAAUAUACCCAUGCUACCUAUAUUUGAAUAAUUAAUUUGAAAUUGUUUAGAAAAAAAUAAUAAUAAUCAGUUUAUUAUUGCCUUGGAUUUGAAAUAUGGAUAUUUAAUAUGAUUUACAAAUUAACUAUCUUUGCCAUGUUGAUGCAAUUGAAGAGUCUUCUGGAAAUAAAGGGACUAAUGAGAAUCUGAA